Megalopta genalis is the source of this 2306-nucleotide messenger RNA. RefSeq names its product phenylalanine--tRNA ligase beta subunit (gene beta-PheRS). Gene Ontology annotation, cellular component: phenylalanine-tRNA ligase complex; cytoplasm. The record is from RefSeq and is a predicted model, not a curated record. Gene Ontology annotation, molecular function: phenylalanine-tRNA ligase activity; ATP binding; magnesium ion binding. Gene Ontology annotation, biological process: phenylalanyl-tRNA aminoacylation. NCBI's taxonomy places the organism in Eukaryota, Metazoa, Arthropoda, Insecta, Hymenoptera, Halictidae.
UGAAAUCAACGACGUGAAACUUUGUAUAACAACGUAAAGUGCAGCGGCAAAACGUUCAAACUGUUAGCUAAAUUAUCGACAAUCGAUUUUGGCUAACAGUUUGAGAAUUUUAUCACUACAACAAUUAGCGCUGCACGGACAUCGAACGGAGCUUUAUUUCUUCGCCAACAGACGUGUCACGCACCAAUUACGAUCCUAACCUCGGCUUGCAUCGACCACCGGUAAAUUUUUCUGAAUUAAUCGUCACCCGAAGUGCUACUUUGGGAAAUCCUGAAUAUAGUUGUUCAAGAAGCAAACAGUUCGUAUGAAUUAAAUAUAUUGUACUAUUUCAAGAAGUACCGUGUGUAAUAUAAAAACAUGCCGACGAUUAAUGUCAAACGUGACUUACUAUUUAAGACACUUGGCAGCGUGUAUACCGAUGACGAGUUUCAAGAUUUGUGCUUCAAAUUUGGUCUAGAAUUGGACGAAGUGACGACAGAAAAACAAAUAAUAAUGAAAGAAAGAGGUAUAGAUGCAACUACAGAAGCAUCGGAGGAAGUUAUAUAUAAAAUUGAUAUACCGGCAAAUAGAUACGAUUUAUUAUGUUUGGAAGGUUUGACUCUUGGCUUGUUGAUAUUUCUAAACAAGGUCGAUAUACCACGGUACACGGCUAUAUUUUCAAACAGCGACACCCACAGAAUAUUCAUGACAAGCGAGUGUCUAAAAAUCAGAGAACAUAUAGUCGCAGCUAUUUUACACGAUGUUAAAUUUACAAAAGAUUCUUACAAUAGUUUUAUCGAUCUUCAAGAUAAGUUGCACCAAAAUAUAGGAAGAAACCGUACUUUGGUAUCGAUUGGUACUCACGACUUAGACACUGUUAGAGGUCCAUUUUUUUACGAUGCCAAGCCACCGACAAAUAUAUAUUUUAUACCGCUUAAUCAAGAUAAAAAAUAUACGGGGGAAGAAAUAAUGAAUUUGUAUGCUAAUCAUACGAAGUUAAAACAAUAUUUACACAUUAUAAAAGACAGUCCAGUUUUUCCUGUAGUGCAAGAUAACAAUGGGACCGUAUUAUCUCUUCCCCCCAUCAUUAAUGGAAAUCAUUCAAAAAUCACGCUCGACACUAGAAACGUUCUGAUAGAAUGUACAGCAACAGACCUUACAAAGGCGAAAAUAGUAUUAGAUACUAUAGUUUGUGCCUUCAGCCAAUACUCCAAGAUGAAAUACACGGUUGAAGCGGUAGAAAUUAUAUAUCCUAAUAACAAGGUCUUUCGUUAUCCUGAUUUAAAAUAUCGAACCCAGGAGAUCGAUUGCGAAACAGCAAUCAAUUAUAUCGGUGUGAAACGAACUGUGGAGGAAGUGGCCAAUCUGCUUUCAAAAAUGUCAUUGAAAAGCUCAGCUGUAAACAAUAAAAAGUUACUUGUAGAAGUGCCACCCACAAGGCACGAUGUGAUGCAUGCAUGUGACAUUUACGAGGAUAUCGCUAUAGCGUACGGAUACAAUAAUAUUCAAAAAACUAUACCAUGUUUCUCAACGGUUGCCGAAGAGUUUCCGCUUAACAAAUUGUCCGAUCAAUUGCGCAUAGAACUGGCUUGCACCGGAUUCACGGAAACAUUAACCUUCUCGUUGUGUUCCCGUGAGGAUAUAUCCGAUAAGUUGGGUCAUCAAUUGGAAAAUAUUCCUGCGGUACACAUAUCGAAUCCGAAGACAUUAGAAUUUCAAGUGGCACGUACAACUUUACUACCAGGAUUAUUGAAAACGCUAGCUGCAAAUAAGAAGAUGCCCCUUCCUCAAAAAUUAUUUGAAAUCUCCGAUGUUGUAUUGAAAGAUGAUAAGGCGGAAGUAGGUGCACGCAAUAAUCGACGAUUAUGCGCUGUUUAUUACAACAAGUCGGAUGGUUUUGAGAUAAUUCAUGGUUUACUGGAUAGGAUAUUCCAAGUAUUGGAAAUUCCACGGAUCGUUAAUGAAAACGACCACGGAUACCGUCUUCGUACAGUCGACGAUGCUACAUAUUUUCCUGAUCGGUGUGCAGAAAUUUUAUCCUAUGGGAAAGUAAUCGGGAGGAUGGGCGUUCUACAUCCGGACGUAAUCACGAAGUUUGACUUAAAUAUGCCUUGCUCUGUACUAGAGAUCGAUAUCGAAUCAUUUUUAUGAAAACGCAAACUUGUUGGUGUUUUUAUGCAAUUAUCUGGUAAUAAAAUAAAAAAAAUUAUCUAACAAUUAAAUAAACUGCGUAUAAUACAUAAAUUUACACCCUUCGAAGAGUAGCUAAAUAUGUUUGAUAUUGUAAAUUAGAAUCAAAUGCAAAUAAACGUAACAUUGCCUCUAAA